Molecule: messenger RNA, 576 nt
Organism: Histoplasma capsulatum G186AR
Lineage: Eukaryota; Fungi; Ascomycota; Eurotiomycetes; Onygenales; Ajellomycetaceae
Exons: 4
Coding region: 1-576 (191 amino acids)
Source: RefSeq, a predicted model, not a curated record
AUGAAGAAGACCCCACCCCCUCCAGAUAGGAAGCGCGCGAAGGCGAGGGGGAACGCGAUGUUUGAAGAACCCAGCAGCGAACCGCCACCCUUCUUCAGAAAAGAGAAGGCAGCAUGCCGGCCAUCAGCGACUCGAGCCAGCAGAGACAGGAGCCAGAAGCAGCAGCAGGAGGAGGAGGAGGAGCAGAAGCCUAGCGCCGUGCUGAAACGCCGCAGAUACAGCAACGCAGCGCUGCAUCGUUGGCUGCGAGUGGCCUUGCACUGCGUGCCUUUUAAGCGCCGUGGUAUGUUGGAAUCCCAAGAUCCAACGUUCCAGGAUGCCAGAAGUGGAAUCAGAAAGAAACAGCUUCGUUUCAGGGUGUGGAGGUGUUCGGCGGCUACACUGGAGUCACGUGGUGUGAUGACAUCAUCGGUUGGCAGCCGGAGAGACUUCCUUCUUGAAGAACAGGACAGGACAGGACAUGAUGCAUUGGACGGGCGAGGGGCGAGGGGCGAGAACAGAGCAAAAUUUCUCAUGUCUCCGGUAGAACGGAGAACGGAGAACGGAGAGGAAAGAACUGGUAUCAUUGAGGCGUAG